UUGCAAAUAGUAUAGCCUUAUUAGUUAUUUCUCUAUACUAUCCCCUCCACCCUGACCCAGACUCUGACUGGCCGACUUAUUUUUCUUUUUUCUCUUUACUUAAUAUUUAAGAGUACAAGUAUACUAGUAGUAUUUUAACUAUAUUUAUGCAUAGUUUAUUGUGUUUUUUUUGGGGAGGUUUUCUAAAAGUUUAUUUCUCUAUCUGUAACAUGCAACCUGGGACCCUCUCUGUCUGUAUCUUUAUGUCUCUCUUGCUAUACAAGCAUGUACAUCUCUCCAUUUGCAUUUGACGACAACGUGGACUGCAGGUGCUGACUGGUAUUUCGCCAUUUUAUUAGCUUAUAAAGCUACCAGACAACAACUCUUCUCAGUCCCCCCCCCCUCUCUCUCUCUUUCCUCCCAACUUAUUAUUCAAACACUAUAUUAUUGCACUUGGCUCUCAGUUUUACUAUUUGGCUCGUACUACCCUGCCAUUGCCCUUUAACUAUACACUCCCACCAUCAAAUUCUUUCUAUUUUCAAUUGCAUUAGCUUGUUCUUUUUCCAUUCAUCUUCAAUCCCUUUGUUUCUUCGUUUUUCAUUUUGUUCUCACUGAUCAGUUGGCGAUUGUUGGUUGGUUUUUUGAUCAUUCUGAAUCUGCCCCCAUUCGAUCUUCGUGGUCAUCCCAUAGUGCUGAAAUUGAGGUGACAGUGGGUAUAGUUAGGCCUUUGGCACAUAUUCAUAGAGAAACCGAUUGAGAAAACAAUGCACAGGUGCAGUAGCUCUCAGGGAAACAUGGUGGGUCCAUGUUCAUGUGGCCUGUAUCAUAACCAAAGCAACUCCUCGUGGCUAUUUUCCAUUCCGAACCACCGAUCUUGCGAUGAAACCAACAUGUACCCUUUCAUGCCCUCUUCAUCUUCUUCCGUCGAUUGCACUCUCUCUUUGGGAACUCCAUCCACUCGUCUUUGUGAAGACGACGACAAGCAUAUCCGGCAUGAACGUAGUAACCCUUGCAUUUCCAACUAUUACUGGGACAUGUUGCAGAACAAGAGCGCACCUUAUUCACACCAAACCACCAAAGCUAGCCGUGGAAGCAAUGGAAAUAGCAGUAACGGCUCAGGCAACGAUCCUCUAUUAGCUCGCCGCUGCGCCAACUGCGACACUACUUCAACCCCACUUUGGAGGAACGGGCCGAGGGGUCCAAAGUCACUUUGCAAUGCCUGCGGGAUUCGAUUCAAAAAAGAAGAAAGAAGAGCUACAGCAGCAAAUGCAAACAACUCAUCGAGUGCAACAGCUUCAAUGCUGGAACAGCAACACCAUGGCUAUCAGUAUCACCACAACAAUUCAUGGGUUCAUCAGAACCAAAAAAUGCCAUGUUUCUCGCCUCUUAAUGAAUUCAGGUUCAUUGAAGAUACUGAUCGAGAUUCUGAUACUGGGAUCCCCUACCUUUCUUGGAGACUCAACGUCACAGACAGGCCAACAAGCCUUGUCCAUGACUUCACAAGAUAAAAAAAAAAAAGAACAUCAAAGAAUAAAGAAGAAAAAAGAAAAGGAAAAGAAACCCUGGUUCCCAUUGACGGUCAAGAUCAUGCACCAAUGACUGAAACGUAUCACGAUGAUGGUGACGCUUACAUGGUCUUCGUUUCGUCUAGUCAAUUUUUUUUUUUUAUUUAAAAUUUUGCUUUUCUUUGUUUGUCUCCUUUGUCUGUCUUCAAUGGAUGGUGUAAGAACAGGAUCAUCCUAUGUUCUUAGUUGCUUUUGAUUUUGAUAAAUUUUUUUCAUGUUCUUUAACUUUUCCUUUCACCUUCAGUUCUAUAUUAGUAAAACAUUUCUGUUUUAGAGUUGCAACUUUCUUCACAUAUCAUCCCCUUGUUGACCUCCCCCAGUUUCUUGGUCUUCAUCAUCCCACUAGGUGAAACAUUUUUAUCAGAUAUAUGAUGAGUUCAGCACCUUUAGAUUUAA
Messenger RNA from Gossypium raimondii (Peruvian cotton), 1940 nucleotides. Its product is annotated as GATA transcription factor 18. Gene Ontology annotation, biological process: flower development; regulation of DNA-templated transcription. Bases 744 to 1487 code for a protein of 247 amino acids. The record is from RefSeq and is a predicted model, not a curated record. The transcript has 2 exons. Gene Ontology annotation, molecular function: DNA-binding transcription factor activity; sequence-specific DNA binding; zinc ion binding. NCBI's taxonomy places the organism in Eukaryota, Viridiplantae, Streptophyta, Magnoliopsida, Malvales, Malvaceae.